Aplysia californica (California sea hare) is the source of this 534-nucleotide messenger RNA. RefSeq names its product putative ATP synthase subunit f, mitochondrial. Gene Ontology annotation, biological process: proton motive force-driven mitochondrial ATP synthesis. The record is from RefSeq and is a predicted model, not a curated record. Lineage: Eukaryota; Metazoa; Mollusca; Gastropoda; Aplysiida; Aplysiidae. The transcript is spliced from 4 exons. Gene Ontology annotation, molecular function: proton-transporting ATP synthase activity, rotational mechanism. The coding region runs from base 45 to 368 and encodes 107 amino acids.
UCUAACUUCCGGUGUUCCGCUUCGACCUCCGACCAGAUAGCACAAUGUCGUACGGAAGAUAUCCCCGUGAAUAUAACCCAAAGGUCCAUGGCCCUUACAUGCCGGGGCGCUAUUAUGGAAAACCGGACACGCCCUUUGGACAAGUAAAACUAGGUGAUCUGGGUGCAUGGAUCGGCAGGCGCAACAAGGGGGUUGAUUCUAUCUGGGGCUCAAUCCACAGAGGUUACUGGAGGUGGGCAUCCAAAAAUCUUCACGUCAGGACAACUGGUUUCGUCCCAUUUGGCCAAGCAUGCAUGGCUUUAUCUGCUUUCUACUUUGUCCUUAUGUACGGUGAAAGAAAGUAUCACAGGCACUGCAAGUACCACUGAGGAUUAGUAUAGAUUAUGUAUGCAGCUUGUGAUUAGUGACAGUAUCUGGAAGAAGGAAGAACAGAAGUGUGUAUUUUAUAGUUCAAACUUCACUGAACUCUCAUGCCACAACUUUUGUCUUGUGGUGUUGUUUGAGUAAUAAAAAGAAAACUUUGAUGUUAAUGUA